AAGGUUGCGUACACGGAUUCCACUUUUCGGAACACUAUGUUAUUAUCAGGUUAUUAUACGUAAGAGAAGAGACAGGCUCGGAGAAUUUCAGCUGGGGUUCAAGGAUCGAGCAGUGUGUGCAGGGUUCACAGACAGACAGACGGACGGUGUGUUAUGGAACAGUGAAUGGGUACAGCAGAAGCAUGAGCGGUGGCGCCCUGAGCAUCGAGAUAGUGCUGGUCUUCUUCCUGCCUCUAUUUCUCCUGCAUCGCUAUGGAGAUGUCCGCAAGCAACACCCACUGGUGCUGUUCGGGACCCUCCUGUCCUGGUAUCUCUGCUUCCUCAUCGUCUUCAUCCUCCCCCUGGACGUCAGCACGACCAUAUAUAACCAGUGUAAGAUUGACAAUGAGAAACCCAAGGCUCUGACCAGUGCAGACCACUUUAAUCAGACAUCCAACUCAUCUGUCUUCCCUACGACAAGCACACCUAAAGUAUGUCACAAGCCGUGGAGCUAUGUCCCGGACGGAAUCCUGCCAGUGUUCUGGCGUGUGGUCUACUGGAUGUCUCAGUUUCUGACCUGGCUGUUUCUCCCCUUCAUACAAUCCUAUGCCCGCUCCGGGGGCUUUUCUAUCACUGGAAAGAUCAAGACAGCUCUUAUCGAGAACGCCAUCUACUAUGGCACCUACCUGAUCAUCUUUUGCUCCUUGCUUAUCUACGUGGCUGUUCAUCCCCAGUGGCAGCUGACCUGGCGGGGGCUGCAAACCAUUGGCAUCGCAGCAGCAAACACCUGGGGGCUUUUCCUCUUGGUGCUGUUGCUAGGUUACGGCCUGGUGGAGAUCCCGCGCUCCUACUGGAUCUCCUCUUGCCCCGAUUACCUGUUGGCCAAGACCUACUUCAAGGUGGCCAAGCUGGCGACGGAAAAGGCAGACGCCGACGAAAACAUGGAGGAUGCCAUGGAGGAGGUGGCAAAUGCCAACGAAUCCAUCGGGUACAGUCACCCACUAAGGAAAUGCAUUGACACUAUUUUGAGAAAGUGUCCCACGGAAAUCCGGGAGAAAAUGGUGAGGCUGAACAUGGAGGAUGAAAGCACACAGAGGGCCCAUCCCUCCAGAAGGAGCCUGGUGAAGCUUCAUAAGCAGGUGAUCUAUGCUGGCCAGAGACACAGUCAAACCCAGGUCCAGUGGGCGAUCCUUCUGGAAGAGGCCUUCCAUUUAGAGGACGUGUGUAAGAACGAGGCCAGUCCCUCCCACCAGUUUGUCCAUAGUUUCCUCUCCUCCCAGCCACCCGGCUGGCUCGGCAAACACCUGUACACUCCCACCAUAGAGUGGUACUGGGAGUGUGUGCUGCGACAGUGGUGCUACCGACUGUUGUCUCUACUGCUGUCUCUGCUCUCUGUGGCUGUGGUGUGGUCCGAAUGCACCUUCUUCAGCACACAGCCUGUCCUCUCUCUCUUCGCCGUCUUCAUCCAGUUAGCAGAGAAGGACUACAACUACUUGUACAUAGAGAUGGCGUGCUUCGUCACUAUUUUCUUCCUGUGUGUUUGUGUCUACUCCACCGUGUUCCGCAUCCGAGUCUUCAACUAUUACAACCUGGUACCUCACCAUCAGACAGACGCCUACAGCCUACAGUUCAGCGGAAUGUUGUUCUGUCGACUGACUCCUCCGCUGUGUCUCAACUUCCUGGGUCUCAUCCACAUGGACGCCUCCAUUUCUCACCAGGAGAGAAUAGAGACGGCAUACACCUCAAUCAUGGGCUCUAUGCGUCUUCUCUCCUUCAUAGCAGAUGGUUUCUACAUCUAUUACCCCAUGCUCAUAGUCCUCCUCUGCAUCGCCACCUACUACAGCCUGGGUACCCGCUGUCUCAACCUCCUGGGGUUCCCACAGUAUAUGAGUCAGAGCGAUGACUUGACCUCUGACCUGGUGGAAGAGGGCAGAGAGCUUAUCAAAAGAGAAAGAAGAAAACGACAGAGAAGCCAGGAUGGGGAGAGUCGGAAACAAGGAUGGAGAGAGCGCUAUGGAGAACACCGAAAUGUGGGGAGGAACAGAAAUGGUUAUUCCGAGUUAAAGGACAAUGACUCUCCCACAGACAACAGUGACACUGCCCAGUUGACCUGGAGAGAGAGCGGAGAUCACACUGGGCUACUUCAGGAUAUGGACCCUAGUAUGGACACCGCCAGCCUAGAUCCUAGUGAUUCUCCAACCCAGAGGUAUGCAGGAGGACGUUACCUCUCCCUGGCGUCCUCAAGGACUUACAUUUUCGACGAUGUCUGAGAGGAAACCCCUGCUCAGAGGCUGCGGGACUAAACUGACCUUACCUCAUUGCCCACACGGCUGCUAGUUUCAUGGAUAUUUUCUUCUUCUCUUUUCUCAUUUAGCCUGUUUGUCUUUGGAGAUAGAUAUAGGCCUAUUGUCAUUUUAUUUAUUUCAUGAACAUUGGGAAUAUUUGCAGGGAUUUACAUAUUUUGAAAGGGAUUUGCAAAUAUCCGUCUGGGCUAGUAUGUUGUUUUUUCCCUUCAUUAAUGGGACUUGUUUUUAGUAUUAGAUAAUCUGGGCCUGUAUUCAUAAAGCGUCUCAAAAGGAGUGCUGAUCCAGGAUCAGUUUAGCUUUUGAGAUCAUAAUGAAUCAGAUUACAUGGACCAGGGGGUCCUGAUCCUAAAUCAGCACUCCAACUGUGGCUCCAGCAGUCACCCAAGAACAAAACAUUGUCUGACCUCCUGACCUUGGGAACAACCGUGACCUUUAACCUUAGGAACAAGGGAUGCAUUAGGGCCCUUGAUCAAGUAUUUACCUCCUUUGUUUUCUAUUUGUGUUUUUAAAACCUUUUCAUUCUGUAACGACAACUCAGUGAUUGCCAUUCAUCUCACAAUGCCUCUUGUUUGCCAGGGUAUGUAUGUGUUUUCAGGAUACGAUGACAAUACAUCUCUUCUUUCUAGGGGAUGUUCCUGUGCCUUGAAGGCGUAAUGGAUGUGUGCACUAGUUUUGCUACAUUUUAAAUGGUUUUAUUUCCAUAAAUGCUGUAUUCAAAUAUCAAUGUUCUUUAUAUAUUUUUUUAAUCAACAAGUACUGACUGCACUGCCAUUUUUUGAUCAAUAAUAACUAAGCUCAGUGAUGUUUGAAGCUUGGACCUUAAGUGUGAGGAUGGUGUUAACCAUGUUAACCAUUAGGAACUUUGUGAGUAAAGGCUUGAUUAUGUAGAAUAUUAUUAUUAUUGAACCCAUUAUAUCUCAAAUCCAGUUUCAAUAAAUCAUACCCCCAAAACAUUUUUGAAAAACUAUUUUGCAUAUAUAAAUUAAAUAAAUUGUAUGUAUUUGUAAAUACA
Messenger RNA from Coregonus clupeaformis (lake whitefish), 3297 nucleotides. RefSeq names its product G-protein coupled receptor-associated protein LMBRD2B. Lineage: Eukaryota; Metazoa; Chordata; Actinopteri; Salmoniformes; Salmonidae. The transcript is spliced from 18 exons. The coding region runs from base 183 to 2249 and encodes 688 amino acids. The record is from RefSeq and is a predicted model, not a curated record. Gene Ontology annotation, cellular component: membrane. Gene Ontology annotation, biological process: adrenergic receptor signaling pathway.